Messenger RNA from Sebastes umbrosus (honeycomb rockfish), 3778 nucleotides. Its product is annotated as carbohydrate sulfotransferase 15-like. Gene Ontology annotation, molecular function: N-acetylgalactosamine 4-sulfate 6-O-sulfotransferase activity. The record is from RefSeq and is a predicted model, not a curated record. The transcript is spliced from 8 exons. Bases 1632 to 3440 code for a protein of 602 amino acids. Lineage: Eukaryota; Metazoa; Chordata; Actinopteri; Perciformes; Sebastidae. Gene Ontology annotation, biological process: hexose biosynthetic process.
UUACAGUGCCAAGUGAUCCUUAUGUGAGAGAGAUGGCAACCCUUAAAAAAAUAGGAUGCCACGCAAUUAAUCCUCUGUAUUAAAAAGGAGACCUCUUUAUGCUCACCCUCAAUUUGGAGAAUUAACCUGCCUGCCUGUCCGUUAAGCCCGCCGAAUUUGUCCAAGCCUUCAUUAUUGUGGAGUCGCAUGUAUAAUGUAGCAGAGAGAAGAUAAAGCAAAGCAUCUUAUAAGUUGAAAAUCCACAUGCCAAGUUAAUAUUAUGGAUCCGCUGGGAUGCCCCCGAGUAGCCUCUCUAAAACUGUUUGCAUCAGGCUCGCUCCCGAGCGGCAGAGCGGUAAGCCAGUCGACUCAGUAAUAGCCUACGUUUUGUUAAUUCGCACGUUUUCUUGGCAGUCAUAGGCUAACGCUCAAUCCGCGCACAUAUCCCCUAUCUGGCAGGAGGCUCAGCGCUGUUAGAGAUGAAAUUCUUGACUGUUAACUAGGUGUGAAACGCUACUGCACAGGAUUACUAUACGUCUCCAGCAGAACCUUAAGAAAGCAGGGAAUUAAGACAGGAAGCUGCUCUGAAAACAUCACAGCCUGUGGAGCUUUCUCCUCAUCGCAGUCACAGAUAGAAAUGUAGUCUUUAGCAACUUUGUUUUGCAGUUGCUGGGCGUCAACAGCCAUCCAUGUUGUAUCUGCAGAGAGAAGCUGAAUUUCUCUGAUUGCGCCUCCUGGAAUAAACAGGAUUUGACAAAGAUUGUGGUUUGUUUUUUGGGAGAUACUCAAGCGUUAGUCACAAGUAAACACCGUUUAUUUGAUGUUGAGAAAAAGCAGAUAAACAGCUCAACUGGAAAGAAAGUUUCUCUCAAGCUUCAUUUGAUUUAACAAAUGAGCUCCUCUUAGUUUCCUUACUUAGCCGUCAAGCCCUCACUGAUUUCAUCUUAUAUGAGUCCAGGGUGCCAUCAUCAUCAUCUUCUGUCUGCCGGGCAAUAACAACUAAAUAUAUGUGUCUACUGAGGACAAUGAUAAGCAACACAAAACCUCCCAAGCGUCCCUUUCAUUCUGAUUAAUGAAAGCAACAUUAGCGAAUGAUAAAUGAAAGACUAAUAACACCUCUACAACGUUACAAAUUCAUCUCACAGCCAUUGUAUUAACUUCAACUACUACGUUAGAAGUGACACGUACUUCGGGAAUUUCAUAUAAUCACAACUCCGACUGCUAACAAGCUGUAAACUGUUUGGUAAUUAGGCUUAAGUGUGAUAGAUUUAAAACAAUUAACUUUUGAUUUAAAUUGAAUAUCCCAAGCCGGAGCCCCUGAAUAAUAAGUCACCAUUGGGAAUAAUGUCAGCACUGACAGGUAAAAACCUCCCAUCUCCUCUACUGAUGACUUUCAGUUCGACAUUUGAUGGAUUACGUCUUCCUCUUUGUGUUGAAAAACCUUCAGAAAACCAAUCAGAAGAACUCAAAACUGCAACUAAGUUUUCAUGUAGUUUUUUCUUACUGCAGAAAACCCAUAGACUGCAUAUAAGAAGUGUAUGUAGACACCUUGACGUCACCAUUGGUUUGUGGACUGCCGUUUUUAAGCUUCGAGUUCGGCUUUUUGGCCGUCGCCAUCUUGGUUUUUGGCUAUCGCCAUCUUGGUUUUUUGGAUGUCACUUUGGGACAACUUUGGGACAACUUCCAGACCGGACAACGCCGUGGUAGCAACCUGUCCAAUCACAAGGCAGGCGUCAGAGGAUGAGGUGGGCUGGUCUCCACUAACCCAUCAUGGAUAUCAACUGUCAGCCAUUCCCCCGUCCCAAAACCUCCUGUCCUGUUGGCUCCCGCUCCAUAACGCCGUCCUGUGUCUGAGCUGUGACACCUGGGACACCAUGACGCAGAUGGACUACAAAUACAGCCUGCUGGGCUCCGCGGCGGACGACUACCGCAAGAGGCCGUUGCUCCUGCAGGUGGACGACACGCCCAUGAACCUGUUCGCGGUCCUGGAGGUGAAGCGGGAGCUGCCGAGGCGCUGGAGCACCCUGGGCUGCUUCCGCAAGAUCCGGCUCUACAGCUUCCUGUUCGGCCUCGCCGUCAUGUUCCUCAUCAUGGCUUCGUACAUCCUGACGGGAGACAAGAAGGGUCUCCUCCUCACGCCGUCCCCCUACCACUUCAGCAGCCUUGUCAGCCCGGGACCUUUUGCCUUUAACCUCUCCUCAGUCAAGGACUACGCACAUAUCAAACUGGUGGUGAAGUCCAUCGCGUCCAAGGUGGAGUUUCGAAGCAGCCGACAGCUCCCGGAGUUCAAGGCGCUGGUUAACAGUGAGCCACAUAUGUUUUCUGCUAUCCCCCGCAAAUUCCUGCCUGGUGUGAAGAACCCUUGCUGGUAUGAGGAAUAUACUGGGAAUAUCACCUCGGACCCAUACAGGACAAACUUGUACGCACGCUAUUCGAGGCGCUUCCGGACGGUUUUUCAGCACUUGAGGAACACUUUCCGAGAACACUUGUUUCACCGCGAUGGGAAACUCUACCGCAUGCGGUGCCUUCCUUAUUUCUAUAUCAUCGGCCAACCAAAGUGUGGCACGACGGACCUGUAUGACAGACUGAGGCUGCACCCGGACGUCAAGUUCACCACUUUCAAAGAGCCACACUGGUGGACCCGCAAGAGGUUUGGCAUCAUCCGUCUGAGCGAGGGCUUUCAUGAUCGAUACCCAGUGGAGGACUACCUGGACUUGUUCGAUCAGGCUGCUUACCAAAUCCAGGGCAACCUCACAGCAAAUGCCAGCGGAAGCCCCAGCCAACCUAACAUCAUCAUAGGAGAAGCCAGCGCGUCCACCAUGUGGGAUAACAACGCCUGGGUGUAUUUCUACGACAACACCACAGAGGGGGAGCCUCCCUUCCUCAUCCAGGAUUUCGUCCACGCCCUGCAGCCUGAUGCCCGCUUCAUCAUCAUGCUCAGGGACCCAGUGGAGAGGCUCUACUCUGACUACCUUUACUUUGGUAUUGCCAACAAGUCUGCAGAGGAUUUCCACGAGAAGGUGUCUGAGUCGCUGCAGCUAUUCGAGGGGUGCCUUACGGAGUACACAAUGCGCUCCUGUGUGUACAACACUACUGUCAACAACGCCAUGCCAGUCAGGUUGCAAGUGGGCCUGUACAUUGUGUACUUAAUGGACUGGCUGACCGUCUUCAGCAGGGAACAGAUUCUGGUCCUGAGGCUGGAAGACCACGCCUCUAACAGGAAAUACACCAUGCACAAAGUCUUUGACUUCCUUAGCCUGGGGCCGCUGACAAAAGAAAUAGAGUCAGAGAUCACGAGAAGUCCGGCGUCGAACACCAGGAGGCCGGCCGACAAGAACCUGGGACCCAUGCUGCCCAUCACUAAAGAGAUCCUGCGGGAUUUCUACACGCCGUUCAACGAGAAGUUGGCCAAAGUGCUGCGGAAUGACUCCUUCCUUUGGGAGAACAACUCGAAACUCUGAACAACUCUGAACAACCUACCCACCUCCCCUUUACUUCAGUAAAAAUAAACCACUGACGUGUCAGCCAGCCCCUUCGUUUGAGCUCCAUCUCUCUCAAGUGCCCAUAAAAAUCAAUGUUCUUUUUCUAUUUAAAUUAUUUUCUAAGUUAUAAAAGCAGACAUGAAUCAAAGAUAGAAAAUAGCACAAGAGAGUGUGGUGAUUUUGUGAAAGUGUGUGUGAAUGAGAGCAAGCGAGUGAAUACAUGGGAGAGAAAGAGAUGUUGGCAGGUCUUGAUUGUUUGUUUUUUUUGUGACCAGAUGUACAAAAUUAAAUAGUGAAUUCAAAGAUAUUAAAGCAGA